AUGCACAUUCGUUUCGUGCUGUCGCGUCUUCAGUGUGUGUUUCCUAACGUUCCUCUUCAUCAUGUGCAGGCUCUUGCCCAGUACACGCACCGCCACAUUAUCAGCAUCCCACUGUCGAGGGUGCGCACGAAUCAAGAGUUGAUGGACCUCGUCUUCGAUCAGUCGUGUAGAGUGGAGGGCAAUAGUACGAAGUACGAGCUGCCGUUCAAGAAGACGAUAUUCGUGAUGGAGGACAUUGACGCUGCAUGUGAUGUUGUCAAGAGGCGCUCCAGCGCAGCUCCAAAGAGUGAAAAGGCAAAGGCCCCCACAGGCCCAGGAGCCGACCCGAAGAAAGCAAAGGAGAAAGGAACAGGGACGCCGAAAAAUGCCGACCCCCCUGCGAGUUCAAACAGCGAAGAGGAUGGUGUGAAAGGGACCUCGUUUCUGGACAAGCUGCAUGACAGAAACGACGAACUGAACCUCGCUGGAGUCCUCAACGUUCUUGACGGCGUGGUGGACUGCCCGAACAGGAUUGUGGUCAUGACAACAAAUCACCCAGAGAAACUGGAUCCUGCCCUGAUCCGGCCCGGGAGGGUGAACAAGCAGCUGUAUCUCGGAUACCUGCGGCUGGAGGAAGCAUUGCAAAUGGUGGAACACUACUUUGGCGAACUGACGGAGACGGAAAAGUACAGCUUCACCAGUGUCUUUCCCAACUUGACGACGUCUCCAGCGGCUCUGGAAAUUAUUUGUGCAUCCUGCAAUGUCGUAGACGACCUUGUGGCGUGCAUAAAAGACGAGCACCCGGAGUAUGCGUCACCACAGUCCGCGGUGGGAUGCGAAAACACUUGUAGUUCUGGUGUUGUUGCUGGUUGUGGGACGCAGGGAAAGAUUGGAGACAGGGGUGGGGUUGAUGAGGUCGGGCCUUCCACGUCGAUUGCCGUGCCAAAGACGAGAUUCGAUACAGCAUUGAGCCCUAGAGUUCAGGAAACAAAGCUAGCCGAUUCGCAGAUUGCUGGUCUUUAG
This is a messenger RNA of Ostreobium quekettii, 1002 nucleotides long. The record is from the annotation of a GenBank genome assembly. NCBI's taxonomy places the organism in Eukaryota, Viridiplantae, Chlorophyta, Ulvophyceae, Bryopsidales, Ostreobiaceae.